CACCCCCGCCCCGGAGUCCUCGGGAGCCUCGGAGCAGCUCGGCGUGUCCCGACGGGGUCUGCCUCCGCUUUCACUGUCCUUCCUGUUUUUCCAAGAUCGGCAGAAAAUGAGUAAAUCUUUGGGGCCAGUGUCAUUCAGGGACGUGGCCGUGGACUUCACCCAGGAGGAGUGGCAGCAGCUGGAGCCCGAGCAGAAGACCACGUACCGGGAUGUGAUGCUGGAGAACUACAGCCAUCUCAUUUCCGUGGGCUGUCACAUUAUCAAACCGGAAGUUAUCAUCAAGUUGGAGCAAGGAGAAGAGCCAUGGAUAGUAGAAGGAGAAUUCCUACCACAGAGUUACCCAGAAGAAGUCUGGAAAGCCGACGUUCUAGGAGAGAGAGUCCAGGAAAAUGAAAGCAAAUAUUCAAGCCAAGCCGUAUCCAUCAACAAGAAAACCCUGAUUGAAGAGAGAGGUAAUGUUCUUGGUAAGACUUCUAAUGUGGAAACGAAUCCCAUUCCUUCAAGAAAAAUGUCCUAUAAAUGUGACUUGUGUGAAAAGAGUUUGAAAUCUAUUUCAGAAUAUAUUAGUAGUGAUGGCAGCUAUGCAAGAAUGAAGCCUGAUGAAUGUAGUGCAUGUGGGAAACCACUUCCCCAGAUUAAACUUGAGAAAACUCAUCCGGGAGAUGAGUCUUACAGAUUUAAUCAAAAUGGGGACGCUUAUAGUCUAAAUGAAGAAAGUAUUUAUCAUAACAUUAAUAUUUUGGAGAAACCCUUUGAAUAUAUUGAAUGCCAGAAAGCCUUUCAGAAGGAUACAGUUUUUGUUAAUCAUAUGGAGGCGAAGCCCUAUAAGUGGAAUGAAUCUGAAAUAGCCUUUCUGCAAAUGUCCAACCUCCGCGUACACGAGAGGUCUCACAUGGAGCUGAAGCCCUAUGAGUGCAGCGCGUGCGGGAAAUCCUUCUGUAAGAAGUCAAAGUUCAUCAUCCAUCAGAGGACUCACACAGGAGAGAAACCUUAUGAAUGUAAUCAGUGUGGGAAAUCCUUCUGCCAGAAGGGGACCCUCACUGUCCAUCAGCGCACACACACCGGGGAGAAGCCCUACGAAUGUAAUGAAUGUGGGAAAACCUUCUACCAGAAGUUACACCUCAUUCAACAUCAGAGAACUCACUCAGGAGAGAAGCCCUAUGAAUGUAGUUACUGUGGAAAAUCUUUCUGCCAGAAGACACACCUCACACAACACCAGAGAACACAUUCAGGAGAGAGACCCUACGUUUGUCAUGACUGUGGAAAAACCUUCUCCCAAAAGUCUGCACUUAACGACCAUCAGAAAAUCCACACGGGUGUGAAACUCUACAAGUGUAAUGAGUGUGGAAAGUGCUUCUGCCGCAAGUCUACACUCACCACGCAUCAGAGGACCCACACUGGAGAGAAGCCCUACGAAUGUAACGAGUGCGGGAAAUUCUUUUCGCGGUUGUCCUAUCUCACUGUACACUACAGGACUCAUUCAGGAGAGAAGCCCUAUGAAUGUAACGAGUGUGGGAAAACCUUCUACCUGAACUCGGCCCUCAUGAGACAUCAGCGAGUGCACACCGGAGAGAAACCAUACGAAUGUACCGAGUGUGGAAAACUCUUCUCUCAGCUGUCGUACCUCACUAUACACCACAGAACCCAUUCAGGAGUGAAACCCUACGAAUGUAACGAGUGCGGGAAGACCUUUUACCAAAACUCAGCCCUUUGCCGACAUCGGAGGAUACAUAAAGGAGAGAAGCCCUACGAAUGUUACAUAUGUGGAAAGUUCUUCUCUCAGAUGUCAUACCUCACCAUACACCAUCGAAUUCAUUCAGGAGAGAAGCCCUAUGAAUGUAAUGAGUGUGGGAAAACCUUCUGCCAGAAUUCAGCCCUUAAUAGACAUCAGAGGACACACACAGGAGAGAAAGCCUAUGAGUGUUAUGAGUGUGGGAAGUUCUUCUCUCAGAUGUCCUAUCUCACCAUCCACCACAGGAUCCAUUCGGGAGAGAAGCCCUUUGAAUGUAAUGAAUGUGGAAAAGCCUUCUCUCGGAUGUCCUACCUCACUGUACACUACAGGACUCAUUCCGGAGAGAAGCCCUACGAAUGUAACGAGUGUGGGAAGAAAUUCUACCACAAAUCAGCCUUCAAUAGCCAUCAGAGGAUUCACAGGAGAGGGAAUGUGAAUGUACUGGACGUGGGGAGGCUUCUCUGAAGUCGGAGAACCUUUCAGUGUGGUGAGUGGGAGAUGCCUGCUGACGUACGUCAGAGCUCACAUGGGUGUUGUGCACAAGGCUUUGUGUUAGUCACACUCGAGGCCUGAAAGUUCACAGGGUAGGAACCACAACUGUAACGACCACAGCACUUGUCGGAUUCCA
This is a messenger RNA of Lontra canadensis (Northern American river otter), 2360 nucleotides long. It is a transcript of the gene ZNF12, whose product is annotated as zinc finger protein 12. Gene Ontology annotation, biological process: regulation of transcription by RNA polymerase II. The transcript has 5 exons. Bases 107 to 2197 code for a protein of 696 amino acids. Lineage: Eukaryota; Metazoa; Chordata; Mammalia; Carnivora; Mustelidae. Gene Ontology annotation, molecular function: DNA-binding transcription factor activity, RNA polymerase II-specific; RNA polymerase II cis-regulatory region sequence-specific DNA binding. The record is from RefSeq and is a predicted model, not a curated record.